Messenger RNA from Gryllus bimaculatus (two-spotted cricket), 465 nucleotides. The record is from the annotation of a GenBank genome assembly. Lineage: Eukaryota; Metazoa; Arthropoda; Insecta; Orthoptera; Gryllidae.
AGAGACAAAUGUUUCAGAGAAAAGGAAGUUCAUUUGAUACACUUACGCUCUCUUGAAGAAGAACUGGAUAUGCAAGUUGCCCGGGUAGAGCAGCAGGUUCGAGAAGAAGCUCGAACAAAAUAUGAAGCGGAGAAACGAGCUCUUCAGGAACGGAUGGAGACUGAGAUCGCCGAACUUCAGACACAUCUUCGACUGUUUCAAAAAGUCAACAAAGCACUAAGCCGGAAGAGUGGAGAAAAUCAACCAGAUGAACGGCAUGAAGCAGCAAUGGAGAACCGUCAAUUGCGACAGAUGCAAGAAGAGACUGUCUCCGAAUACCGGCAACAAAAUGACUUAGUUCAUAGACAACUCGAUCUGUUGCAUGAAGCAAACAGCAGAAUGCAAGACACAAAUGACAGUUUGCUAAGUGUUCUUGAACUUCCGGAAACACGUUCACCACGACCAGCUUCACCCUGCUGUUGCAGU